GUAGAAGUAGAAGUAGAAGUAUGUAGUAAGCGUUAGUUAAGUAUUAAGCACAGUAGACGGUAGACGGUAGACCAGGCGGGUUUAGAGGGGGUACAGUAUAAUAGCAUUGCCCCGGGUAGCGUAUGUUAUUGCCCCUGGUCGUGCUGGUCGUGGCGGGCCACCGUCCACUCCGAAUUUUGGAGCUCUGGAAUCUCGCAUAACCCUCCCUUCGCCCUACCGCGUAGGACAAACACCAUCAUCAUAAAAGCGCGACGUGAUCCCCUUGCCGUUGGAUCCAGCGUAAAACAAUUUUACUGUACAAUUAAUUCAAUACUGUGUCGCGCAGUGCUGAGCGCAGCGAGGUCCAGGCAAAAGGGGUGUUACAACCCCCCUCCCCUAAAAAUCAGUCGAGAGAGAAAAGAAAAAAACGCGAGAGAAGGAGGCAAAAAAAAAAAAAAUGGCUUCCAACCACAAAUCCAUCCGUUCGCGGUUCUCCAGUCCGUUACAUUCGAGCUCGCCUUCCGGUUAUAAUGGUCAAAGGAGUUUUAUGCAAAGGUGGCUCGAACCGCCAGUGCAGAACAAAGCCAGCUUCCAGGAGGCAGGACUGAUUCGAGGCGGAGUGGUGGAAAAUAUGGCUCCUCUAGGUACAUUACCAAAGGCAGCUAUGCAUAAGAAAUCCCCAGUAAAUGGAGAGGCAUUGCCAACUCCUCCGGUGAAGACGCGGAUUGUUUUAAAGAAACCAUACGUUACUCCGACGGUUAGGGAGAGGAUACCGAGCAGAAGAGAAGAAUCGGCCGAAGAGGCGGGUGCUGAGGUGGAUAUGGUGGACGCAGUAGACGCGGUGGAUGCAGUGGAUGCGGCACCAUUAUCGCCAUUAUCCCAGCCUCUCCUUCCAAUUUCAAUUAUGGACGAUGGAGAAGAUGAAGAGUAUGUGCCUAAAAAAUCAAAGGUGCGACCAACUUCCAACCCGGUCAACCCGGUCAACCAAGUCGACCAAGUCGACCAAGUCACCCCGAGCAACGCGGCAAGAAGACAUUCUUCUAGGCGACGAAGUGCACGACCCAGUCCUACACCAGUUGAUUCUUCACCUGUUCACAUUCACCGCGCAACCAUAACAACAGCAAAUACAGCAAAUACAGCAAAUACAACAAAUACAACAAAUACACCCGCAAUCUCUUCUCCUCAUUUUCAUCCCCCUCCUUCUAUUCUAAACCAUCGUGAACCCGACAAAGAAUUUGCAGAUAAAGUUGUCGAGGCUGCAGUAGACGAGGCUCUUAGGCAUUAUCGCUACCCCACAGCCUGGGCACUUCGUCUACUCUACGAUGAAAAUUCAUCUGACCCUCAUUUUGUGUCUAUGAUUGAAGAUAUCUAUCACCAACGAGCAGACAUAGAUACGAUCAAAGAGUUCAACAGGCUUGUAUCCGACAAGAAAAAGGACGGCAAAAAGGAUAACAAAGGCUGCUACUAUUUUGUGCCUCCGUCGACGGGUAGCCGCUUUACGCCUCACAAGCCGAAGCCUGCACCUUAUGCAGAGCUGGUCAAAAUGGAUCUAAGCAUUCUUCCUGAAGACACGGCUGAUGAGCAUGUCAGUAAGAAAGUCAAGCUUGAUCUUGAUGAGAAUGAAGAGAAUGAAGAGAAUGAAGAUUUUGAUUUUGAUUUUGAUCAAAAUGAAGAUGGCAUGGCAAAGGAACGCAGCAACCUUUCCAUUCAACUCAAAGCCAAAGCCAAUGGCAAUGGAAAUGGCAAUGGCAAUGGAAUCAGCCGUCCUAAAGGUCUCACAAGCACCAAGUCACCACAAAAAUCACCACGAAAGUCUCCACGAAAGUCUCCAAAGUCGCGAAAACCGCGAUCAGGAUCUGUCAGCAGCUCGUCAUCUCUAUCUUCAGUUCCUGACGAUGUACCCGAUGACUAUGAAGAGUACAUGGAUCAGGUGGAUGACAACCUGGGUGUCGCGCGUCCCAUAGCUGCCGAGCCAAAUAAUGCGCAAAUCCCGGCAGGCUCAAGCCAGCCAAUCAGCAGCCACCAGAAGAAACCCGCCGCGAAAAAGAAGAAUGGUGCAUCACCCAAGCAUCCGCCCUCACAAAACACUACCCGUUCACACCCUCCCUCUCGUGAUUCGAGUAUGCCCGCUGUUGUUACUGCUAACGGCUCCCCCCAUCCGCCCCAUCCGCCCCAUCACCAUCAGAACAAGCAGCAAGCAUCUACCAGCUUGAAGUUUACAAGCAGAUUUGGAGAAGUAGAUGAUUCUGAUCUGCUUGUUCGCAAAAAGUUGAACAAGAAGUUGGAGAAUACCAGUACCACCAAGGACAUCUGCGAAGAUAGCUUCAUCCGCCAGCCCCUUGACUUUGACGAUUCACCCUUCGAGCUGGCUAUUCCGCCUCCGCCGCCGCCUCCUCAUGCAGCGGAGCAGAGCCGCCUAUCGCGGACGCCAGCUUUGAGCUCGCGAGCUGCCAGGGCGGCUAAGAGACAUCAUGACGACCUUGAUGAUUCCAUCUCACCUACUGCGCUGUCAUUCAGAGCUGCCGAUCUGGAGCCGCCGUCCUCGGCCCGCGGUUCGCGUGCUGCGACGCCUUCCAACCCUCGCUCCAACAAGAAGCCCCGAGCAGGACUGCGCGUGAAGAAUUCACCGAUGAAAAAGAAGGGCACUUCUGCGGGAAUUCCUCGUAGUAAUGGUGAUCGGCCGAGCCCUGUGGGCAACGGACCACCGAACAACCAGGACGAAAAUGACGACUCCUGCUAUACCUGUGGGGGUAAUGGCGAACUGGUCUGCUGUGAUGGAUGCAAUUAUUCCUUCCAUUUCCUAUGCAUAGAUCCUCCGAUGGACGAAGGCCGCAUGCCUGAUGAAUGGUAUUGCAACGAAUGCAAGCAUCGCCAAUGCCCACCUUUCAGCGAGCACGAUGGACCCUUGCGUUCCCUAUUCACUGUCCUGGACAGGAAGAACCCCAGAGCGUUUCGUCUUCCCGAAGACAUCAGAGAUCUUUUUGAGGGUGUCCGGACGGGGCCCGAGGGCGAGUAUGAAGAGAUUGCCCCUCCUAAGCCCAAGACGAACAAGAAAGGUGUCGAUGAGCCCUUUGACUUCUUCAAGGUCAGAAACGCGGAUGGCGCAGUGCUUUGUCACCAUUGCCAGAAGGGAGUAUCGGAUAACCGUCCCAUUAUUCCCUGCUCGGUAUGCGGGCUCAAUUGGCAUCUUGAAUGCUUAGAUCCGCCUCUGGCCGUCCCGCCCGUCCCUCGGACCUGGCGCUGCCCGUGCCACGUUGACGACAUGCUUAGCGAGCUGCCUGAAAGACUGGCACCGGCACAUCGCCACCGCAAGAUCAAGAACGCACCGGUCAUCGAGCAGAGCUACGGUAGAGGGAUGGCCAACGACGGUUGGAUAGAGAUUGAGAACGACGAUAGCGAAGACGAUGCAGACGCCUGGCGACGGCACAAGGGCUUUGGCCAGGUCCACCGACUGUCCGCAAAGGGCAUCAAACUGGAUUUCAUCUCCCGUAUACGCCAGAACCGCCAACAAAGCUCUACCCGGGUUGGUACGUCUAGCCCUGCUCCUGCGGUUCAAUCCAAUGCACGGACUCUUCAGGAGCAGCAAGCGGCAUUGAACCUUGCUCAGCUGGCUGGCGGUCCUAACGAUGGUCUCAGUAUAUUACACGAAGCCAUGAUAUCCCAAGCUAGUCCUAGUGUUCUUUCCCUCAUGGCAGCCGGGGAUGCUACACGCAUUGCCGCCGGUAGUCUGUCCUCGGUUGACACUGCUAGUCUUGAGGCUAUGCUUCUUCAAGCGGAUUCCAUGAGAGAGGCUAUCCGCCAGACUCUGCAGGGCAGAAAUCAGCAUAGCUCGGAAAGCGCUGCGAAUGAAGCAUCACACGAAGAUACGAAGCUUGAGAUACCCCUUUCAAACGAGAGCCCUGAAGACGACAAGACUGUUGUUGCAGAUGAUAAGAACUGCACUCCGAGUAAAGACGCCGCUCGUGACUCUGACGAUCAUGAUCGCAAGCCCACUGCCGAUGAUUCUACAAUGCAGAUCGACUAAAAACAUCAUCCCUCCGUACGCCGCGCACGCUGUUGCUUUUGCAAUGUUUUACGUUUUCUUUGAAAUGGUUACGGCAGAAUCUUGUCUGCCCCAGACCAUGGAAUUAUAUGAAUUUCGAUACCUGCGAACCGAGCAUGAAAGAUAUCGAAGCUUCGUAUUCGUGGUAU
This is a messenger RNA of Daldinia decipiens, 4170 nucleotides long. RefSeq lists its product as uncharacterized. The coding region runs from base 437 to 4003 and encodes 1188 amino acids. Gene Ontology annotation, cellular component: Rpd3S complex. The transcript has 7 exons. The record is from RefSeq and is a predicted model, not a curated record. Gene Ontology annotation, biological process: regulation of transcription by RNA polymerase II. NCBI's taxonomy places the organism in Eukaryota, Fungi, Ascomycota, Sordariomycetes, Xylariales, Hypoxylaceae.